Messenger RNA from Crotalus tigris (Tiger rattlesnake), 4807 nucleotides. It is a transcript of the gene TSPAN31, whose product is annotated as tetraspanin 31. Lineage: Eukaryota; Metazoa; Chordata; Lepidosauria; Squamata; Viperidae. Bases 184 to 825 code for a protein of 213 amino acids. The record is from RefSeq and is a predicted model, not a curated record. The transcript has 7 exons. Gene Ontology annotation, cellular component: membrane.
AUGAGUGUAGGCGUUCUAUCAAGAGAAUGCACCGAGCCGGCAGGCUGCAUUAAGUAUUGGUGCGCAAGCGCGGUGGAGGCAGGCCGGGAUUUAAAGGGGUAGUGUCCACGGGUGCUGCCCCUUAGGGGGAGUCUGUUCGGCGUUUUCAGAGGCGAGUGGGCUUUGUUCCUCCUGUUUGGAAACAUGGUUUGCGGGGGCUUCGCCUGCUCACGCAAUGCUCUGUGUGCGCUCAACGUCGUUUACGUGCUGGUUGGUCUACUACUGAUUGGAGUGGCUGCCUGGGGUAAAGAAUUUGGAAUCGUUCCCAGCCUGAACAUCAUCGGAGGGGUCAUUGCUGUGGGUUUCUUCCUGCUUCUCAUCGCCAUUGUGGGACUCAUUGGUGCUAUCAACCAUCACCAAGUUAUGCUUUUCUUUUAUAUGAUAAUUCUAGGGCUAAUCUUUAUUUUCCAGUUUGGAAUUUCCUGUGCAUGCCUGACACUAAAGCCACAUAAGCAAGAAAGACUUUUAAGCGGUACUUGGAAAUUGCUGAAUGACAACACCAGGAUAUCAUUGGAAAACAGCUUAAAUUGCUGUGGGCUAUUCAACAACACUGAGUCUGCUGAGCUAUUUAAGAGCGAUGUUGACAAUUGCAGUGCACCAUGCACGAAAUCAAAGAUUGGAUGCCUCAAAUGUGGCGUUGUGCUGAUGGAACAUGCAGAUGAGGCUUUGAAAAUCCUUGGUGGAGUUGGACUCUUCUUCAGUUUCACAGAGAUCCUUGGAGUAUGGCUUGCAAUGCGCUACAGAAACCAGAAGGAUCCCAGAGCCAACCCCAGUGCCUUUUUAUAGUUCUUUCUCUCCUACCACCUUCCAGGUUCCCUUUUUAGUUAGUCACUUCUUGCUUAUUUAAGACUUCCCAUUUCCAUCACUCGAUUGCCAACAGCUCUGGCAGGCCCUGUGAGGGUGAAUUUUGCCUUUAUGCCAAAAUGCUGAUUGGAUGAAACAGCAAGCGGAGAUCUCAUCCAUGACAUGAAGCCUUGGUGGCAUGUGGCAAAGGGAUCCAGUACUGGAAGCAAAAGGCAGACAAUUAGUUGGUAUCACAUAAGAUAGUGAAAAAUCAUUUUGUUGACUCACGUGAUUGCUACUCCAUAACUACAAUCAUUUUGGUGUUUUUAAAAUUUUUGCAUUAUUGUACCCGUGUUUUUAAAAAAACCAGAUUUUUCCCUAAAGCUGUUCCCCCCCCCCUUUGUCAUCUUGACAAAGUAAAGUGUUUGUGUUACCUUUUAAGCAGCAGAGGCAACGAUUGUCCCAUAAAAUUACUUUCGCCAGGUUUGUCAGCUCUUCCCAAUUUGUGUUUCCUGUGGUCAAACGCAGUAGACACAAGUGCUAUAUAGGAAGCAGCUCUGGGGAAAGAUUUAGUUUAAACAAGCAUGAUGACAUCUUAUUUUAGGAUUAUUAUUUUUUUUACAAGCCGAAAUUGAAAUUUAUCUAAAUUCAGAAUUUACAAUCAUAUACUUAGGCUGCCUCCUUUUUAAGGAGGAAGAUCAUAAUCUGCCUAAAACUAACUGAAGAACUCACUUGCUCAUAGUGAAAUCACAAUUACAUCUUUAAAAGUUCUUAAAACUGGCUUAAAAAUGAUUUCUCUGAAAACUUAACACACCUUUGGAACAAAAGGGACUUGAGUGAUACCAGCCCGAGAUUUGGAUUCCAUGUUCCUUUGCAAUAUUUUUCCUGUGGUGGAGGAUUAAGACUUGAAACUGUUGUAUGCUGGUGAUAUAGGUAUGUGUUCAGUUGUUUCCCCUAUAUUCAGUGGUUGUGAGUAAGAAUGUAUGUGAGGAUCUUAGCUAAACCCCAUUGGGGAUUCCAUUGUUUGAACACUAGCCUGCCUAUGUAGUACCCCCCCUCCCCUGCUUCCGGUUUCAGCCCGCUAUCAUUCUCAUAUGCAAUUUCUUUUGUUCUACUUUUAACAAGGGAAGCUGCGGCUGAGCACAAGCAUGUUGUUACACAUUAGCACAGGGCUUUGUAUAGUAUUAACUGAGCUAGAUGGCAGCCUAGGAAAGAUGGUUGCAGUGCUGUCGGUCUCUUGUCGAGAAAGGUUUUAGGGAAGCUCCUACAGAGGCGCCCUUUCAGAGCCAGAUCUUUUGAGGACAGAGAUUGGAAGGACCCAUGCCUUCAAGACGAAAAGCAGAAGCAAAGCAGAAGCACGUUCCCUUUAAUGGGGAAAGGAAACACGGACUGCUUUCUCUUCGAUGAGUUAUGAAUGUCUUCUAGUGAAACCUUGAAUGUUUUAUAUGCUUAUUACAUGCACCCUGUACUAUUUAUUUAUAGAUUAGGAAAUGUCUCAUAAUCAGUGGCAUAUUUUGCAAACAAGUACUUAUUAUACAGGGCAGGUGGAAAUAGCUUGGCAAAUUCUCCUCAACUCCUAAAGCUACAGGCGGCCUCUGAGGUUAUCAUCCUGGGUGUCGCACAGAUAAGCCCCCAAAGCAGUUUGCUGCCUUUUGGAAACAAGUGUGGAUUGAGAAAGAUUGAUCUCUCAAAACUGCUUUUUGAGCCAAGAUAACAACUCCAGUCAAGUGUUGAGAGGGGAAAAGUGGGAGAAGAUCAUUGUAAACUUUGAUUUACAUACUCUGUCCUUCUGAAGAUCAUAAAAAAUGGAUGAUAACAGAAAGCAAAUACCAACGAAUGAUAAAAUUCCGAAAUCAUCUAAAAAGCAAAUAACCUGGUGAGAAAUGCCUCUUUAAGGAUUUCCUAAAUGCAAAAAAGAAAAAAGAAAGAAAGAAAAGUGGCCAUUUGCAGCUCCCAAAGGAGCAUUGUCUGAGAGUAGUAGAAGGCCCUCUCCCAUACCCCCAAAAUAAGAGCUGGCAUGAUUUGCACAAGGGAGACAUCGUGAAGAGAACCUGCCCUCUAGAUCCCAACAACUGUAAAAGUGUGAAUCAGGAGACAGAUUCUAAGCCAUUUAAAGCUGUAAAGGUUAACAUUAACACCUUAAAUUAUGCUCAGAAAGCAACUGGCAAACCAGAGAACUUUUAGUACGGGCAUCACAUGAUCUUUGAAUCCUAGCCUUCUAGUGGCCGCUUUUAGGAGUAAAUGCAGUUUCUGUACAGUCUUUAAGAGAGUCUUGAUGGAAACGUUGCAGGAGUUAAGAUAUGAAGUAACAAAACAUUGAAAACUGUCAUCAAACCUAGCCAACCUGGGAAAGGUGCAUUUAGUUGAGAAACACUGGUUUAGACGUAACUGCAAGGGUGCACCUCACCUCACCUGAGAAUCCAGUGACAUUUGAGGCUUGAGGAAUACGCCCAGUCUGGGAACUUGCUCUUUCAGAGAAUGUGCAACCUUAUCUAAAUUAGGCUGAUCUCUGUCUCCCAUCUUCAGUUUCCCAUUUGAAAACUCAUCUGGAUUUAAUUUCAGAUGGUUCCUCGCCAUCAAGUUUCAUUAUUGAAUUGACAGUGUUCAAAGGAACUAGUUUCUUUCUCGGAAUUGAAUGAUAAGCAAUAGAGCUAGGUUAACAUCAGCUGGGAAUACUCUUCCAAAACACACACACACACAUACACACUGGUUUUAUCCUGACAGCUUAGAGCAAGAGGAAGCCUACCAGACACCAAGAGGCAACCCCAAUUAAUACCUUCUGGAUGUGGAACAAUUAGAACCAUGGUAAAAUGAGAUUCCGAUCUUAUCCUAUAGUCUAAAGAAAGUCUACCCUAUAGUCCACUACACGCUGUAGUGGUGAUAGUAAAAGUGACAAUGGGUACAGAACUGGUAGGGCUAUACUCGUCCCAUCAAAGUUCCAGAAGGGUAUAGGACAACUUGUUAUGGGACAACUUGCCACAGCCAAUUUGCUAUGGGACAAGAGUUACACUAAUAUCAAAGAACUGGUGGAAGAGAAUCAUUAAAGAAAGAAUGCAAAAGGAGGAGUGAAAUGAAAUGUGAAUGACAAAAAUUAAAAUAAUUUUUUAAAUCAUGGAAUAAUUGUAAUUGAAUUUGAAUAAUUGUUGAAUUGUCCCACAGGCAAGUAGGCUGUGGUCAGUUGUCCCGUGCUGAGUUGGCCAUGCUGAGCUGAUCGCGGCAAAUUGGCUGUGGCAAGAUGACCAUGGUGAAUUGGCCGCAGCGAGAGAGCUGCAGCAAGUUGUCCCAUUUCGUUCCAGAACGGGUGAAACAUCCAAGCGACCCAAGAGUAUUUUAAUUCUACAGUCUGUCUGAAAGCUUGAUAUUCAUCCAGGGGGGAAAAAAUCAAUAUUAUUUAGCUGCAUCUAGAGCUGCAGGACCACUACAUUCUCCAUCACUAUACCAUGAAAUGGAAUAUUGAGUCCGGCCUGUAAUUCUACAAGCCUCCUGGGAUAAGAGCAUGUUUCUCCUAUAAAAGAUCUUAUGAUGGUCACCAUUACAUGGGGGGAGACAUUUUUAAGCAGGAACUGGACACCGUUUUUAGCAGCCUUUACACACUGGGGAAGGUGCUGGCAGUCUACCUAGCUGCAUUACUCGCAGGAACUGAUUGAAGCAAUUCAACGUGCACUUUAUAUAAGGUGGCAAGUGAAAAUUGGACUGCAGCCAUGCUUUUCUUAUCCUGUUUACCUCAGAGGGAGGGCUAGAUAGAUGCCAUGCAUUAAACACAUAAAAUGGAGUUUGCAGGCCAUUUCUUUCAAUCCACCUUUUUUGGCCUUGCAGUGAUGGUUGAUGGAGAGGGUGAGGGAAAGACCUACGGUAUUAGAAAAGAGCAAUCUUGAUAUAUUCAAGAGCUGCCUACAGCUUUAGGAUCUACAUACUUUUCCCAUCAUGUACAUAUGGAACUGCUCCUGUUGUGACAGGCAAUUUAAAUAAAUUCAUUUCUGUCAAA